This is a messenger RNA of Lindgomyces ingoldianus, 2983 nucleotides long. Its product is annotated as Pkinase-domain-containing protein. Gene Ontology annotation, biological process: protein phosphorylation; intracellular signal transduction. The record is from RefSeq and is a predicted model, not a curated record. The coding region runs from base 125 to 2869 and encodes 914 amino acids. The transcript has 3 exons. Gene Ontology annotation, molecular function: protein serine/threonine kinase activity; ATP binding. NCBI's taxonomy places the organism in Eukaryota, Fungi, Ascomycota, Dothideomycetes, Pleosporales, Lindgomycetaceae. Gene Ontology annotation, cellular component: cytoplasm.
CCAUACCAUUGCGAUCUCGUAUCUUUUCCUCCGCUUAUUUCAUACACCACCUCCCGCAUACCCCCUCCACCUGUCUUAAUCUCGUUCCACAUACCCGCCCUUGCCGCCGUCCCCCACUUUCACCAUGUCGGCGACAAUAGACCAAGAAGACCUGGAGGAGCUCUCCAUCUCCAUCACGCCUAACCCCAGGCGGAGCUCUGCAAGACCGCCAGACUUUCCUUCUCAAAACCCCCCCGCCACUGCUGCGCAGGAAGGCAAAACUGGCCGCGACACCAAAACUACCCAGCACCUCAAGCAAUACACAGUAGUAAAGACGCUGGGCGAGGGAUCCUUUGGCAAGGUAAAGCUAGGCAUGCACCAGGUUAGCGGGCAAAAGGUAGCUUUGAAGAUCAUCAAUCGCAAGAAGCUCGUCACAAGAGACAUGGCGGGCAGGAUAGAGCGUGAGAUUCAGUAUCUCCAGCUGCUGCGGCACCCUCACAUCAUCAAACUGUACACUGUGAUCACGACUGCAACAGAGAUCAUCAUGGUCUUGGAAUAUGCAGGCGGUGAGCUUUUUGAUUACAUUGUCACCAAUGGGAAAUUAAAAGAGGAAAAUGCUCGCAAGUUCUUCCAGCAGAUUGUCUGUGCCGUUGAGUACUGCCAUCGCCAUAAGAUUGUUCAUCGAGAUCUGAAGCCUGAGAACCUGCUGCUGGAUGACCACUUCAACGUCAAGAUUGCCGACUUCGGCUUGAGCAACAUCAUGACCGACGGCAACUUCCUCAAGACGAGUUGCGGCAGCCCCAACUAUGCCGCUCCUGAAGUCAUCUCUGGCAAGCUAUAUGCUGGACCGGAGGUUGACGUCUGGAGCUGUGGCGUUAUCCUCUACGUGCUAUUGGUGGGCCGGCUCCCUUUCGACGAUGAAUAUAUUCCCACGCUCUUCAAGAAGAUUGCGGCCGGGAACUACAGCAUUCCAAGCUACCUAUCCCCUGGCGCAGUCUCUCUGAUCAAGAAGAUGUUAAUGGUGAAUCCAGUGCACCGGAUCACAGUGGCCGAGAUCCGCCAAGAUCCCUGGUUCACCAAGGAUCUCCCUUCAUACCUCGAGUCGCCACGUGAGGAGUUCGUCGACACGGGCGUGGACCCAAACAAAGCGAUCGAUCCACGGAGUCUAGCGCCGUCGCAACCCGCAGCUGUAGUGCAAAAACUCCACGAGACGGUUGUCGGCAAACUUGGUAAAACAAUGGGUUACGCGAAGCAUGAUGUUCAAGAGGCAUUGGCACGAGAUGAGCCAAGCGCAAUUAAGGACGCUUAUUUAAUCGUCCGGGAAAACCAAAUUAUGAAGGAGAAUCCACUUCUGACGCAAGAAAAGACGCUCCAACCUUUCUUAGCUCAGUCUCCCCCCACGCAUGAGAACUUCAUGAGCUCGUCGAUACCUCAGACCAUGGCCAUGGGCAGCCGCCCGCAAGUUUUUCCUCCUCCUACAGACUCCGAGCGCACACGCCAGGGAUCAACAUCGAGCAGCCAGAUCACGAACAUUCGUAGUCCCAUCAGCACUGUCGGGGUUCUUCCCAGCAGUCUUCCAGAGUACCAUCGAGCUUACAUGAAAGGCCAUCCGAAGCCUCUUACGUCGCCUUCACAAGAGCACGAGCCCAUGGCACCAAUACCAGAGCAGACGAACGAACAGAAAGCCCAAAAUGCCCGUCGAUUAAAGCCUCACGCGCGAAACACAGGUUCAAGUAGGGACUCGCAGCGGCCAGAGCCGAUGACAGCCCUACCAACCAAACGGCCUCGGCCAACCAAAUGGCAAUUUGGUAUCCGCUCUAGGAACCAACCGGCAGAAGCAAUGUUAGCCAUCUUCAAGGCUUUGAAGGCUAUGGGUGCAGAUUGGGAAGUGCCGAAGAUUCGUAGAGCAGGAGGGAGAAGUGGAUCUCGCAGUGGCAGCAGUUCCCGAGAAUCAAGCCGCUCUAGAUCAAGAUCCCGGACCCGCUCUCGCGGCUCUUCCAUCUCCUCUCACUCCUCGCGAGACGAGUACCGAACCUCUGCCCGCAACUCGGACCGCUCAAUUUCCCCCUCUCGCCGCGAACCGCUCUCCGUCCGCAACCCCAGCGGAGACGCCAACUCCAGCCGCUCAAGAGGCCGCCAGCGGAAACAUUACAACCAGCAAAACGACUGGGGCUACUCCAUCCCUUCAGACCCGUGGGUCAUCAACGCUCGGUUUCGUAAAGACGGUAUGUUCCCGCCCGGUGUCGUGCAUCCGUCCUCCGCACACUCCUCCCGUAUCGACCUCACGCACGAUCCUGCUAGCCUAAGGAGACGCAGUUCGACGAAUACAAGUCACUCGAGUCUCAACCACAUUGAAGGCUUGACAACACAACCUGAAGGCACAGGCGCGGGGGCAGGGGGAAGAACUAGCUCGGCGGCCGGCUCCCAUGCAAGCGAUUGGCCGCAACCAGAUGAAGCGGUGCAUAUCUACAUGAGCAUCCAGUUAUACAGCAUCGAGCGUGAUUUCUUCGUCGUAGAUUUCAAGUGCGCGGGUUAUGAACGUCUUGUUAAUAAUAUCGUGAGAGAAAUCAAAGCUACGAAUACCACUACCGCGCCGUCUACGGCGAAUACUUCGAUCUCGAACUUCGCGCUAUCGGGUUCACAUCAUCAAGAUGGCUGGGACGAUGAGCAGGGUGUGUGGAGGAGACUCGGGGAUGGCGAGCCCAUUCCAGAGGAUUUAGCGAGAGAGGUAAGGGAUGGCGGAGGUGGGAAGGCUGGUGUUGGACAGAUGUUGAGGGAGAGACAUGAGGAGGUGGGUGCGGGGAGAAGUCAGGGUGAGAAGAGAGCGACGAGUCCGUUUCCUUUUUUGGAUGUAGCGAGUAGCUUGAUUUUGCAGUUGAGCGGGGAGUAGAUGUAAUAUAAUUUGUGGAAGUUGGGGUGUGCGGGAGCGGGGUGGUAGUAGUUGUAGAGACAGAGGUGAGACGGAGGAGGUGGAAGUGGUUCUGGGCUUGGAGGUGGAUUUGCC